AACCCCUGCCAGCCCGGGACCCCUGUGCAACAAUUACGUGUCCAGCAAAUGGGUUUUGCCUGGUGAAGAACGGUACAGGGAGCUGCAAGUGUAGCCCUGGCUACGUCAAGAAGAACAAUCUCUGUACUGCUUUGUGCAAGCCCACCUGCCCUCGCAAUGCCGAGUGUGCAGUGGUGGCCGGCACGCCUAUGUGUCGCUGCAAGAAUGGAUACGUGAUGAGGAGCAACAGCUGCAUCGGAUUGCCCCAGAUUGGAUUGCCUCAGGAGCGCACAAUCAUUCAAACUCGCCGCAUGGGGGGCUCGUCGAUUCAGCAAGAAUG
Messenger RNA from Closterium sp. NIES-65, 319 nucleotides. The record is from the annotation of a GenBank genome assembly. NCBI's taxonomy places the organism in Eukaryota, Viridiplantae, Streptophyta, Zygnematophyceae, Desmidiales, Closteriaceae.